Suillus subaureus is the source of this 2674-nucleotide messenger RNA. RefSeq lists its product as uncharacterized. The transcript has 3 exons. NCBI's taxonomy places the organism in Eukaryota, Fungi, Basidiomycota, Agaricomycetes, Boletales, Suillaceae. Gene Ontology annotation, molecular function: protein binding. The coding region runs from base 131 to 2521 and encodes 796 amino acids. The record is from RefSeq and is a predicted model, not a curated record.
UUGUUUAUCAUUGUUUGCUUUUAGCCAUCCUUGAACCCUACCCAAAUUUUCUUUCGCAAAGCGCAAGUCGCGUCCAUUCGGGGUGUCGAUACUAUUUCGUCGACUGACUCCAUGCGGCAUGCGCUAACUUAUGUUACUUUGUCGCCGUUUACUUCCUCGAGUACACACCCCGAUUCGUGUUUACGCGCAACAAUUAACUGGCAGCCAGAUCCAUGGCAAAGCUGUAUCUCACUCGGGGCUUGCCAAUGUCACUGUGCAUAAUGCCUUGCCGGAGGCUGUGGACUUGGCGCCUAUGCUUCACCGUACUUCCCGUGUUGAGAAAGAGUUGUUGGAGAGAGUUACGUGCAUUUCAACAUGGUUACCUCCACAGAUGCCGAAGAAGUCUACACAAGUGGAGAAAAUGGUGGAAGUUCUACCCGACCCUUUUGCGGCCUAUGCGGAACUGCGAGCACAGGACAGAACGCUGGCCGCGUCUUUACCGCUCCCCAUUCUUGUCGCUCUCUCUGAGAAGGCCACAAAGUAUGGACUGUCGACUAUCGUGGAUGGUAUUGCUACAGACUUACUGGACGGGAUCAUCACCACCUCAAACCGCCAGCUCCGAGUCGCUACGGCGUUGCUGUCAGCGACACACCACGAUCCGCCCAUUCUUGACAAGCAGAAAAUUUACUCCCUCCUCAUCCUCCUUCGUCAAUUACACGCGCUUUCUGAAUUAAGUUCCGCGAAUAUCUCCACACUAGUCAAGCGUAUUGUCGACAACCCCAGCAUAGAUCCGUACGAUGCAAAGACCGCGGAUAUCCUCCUCCCUAUCUUCCACCAAUCCCUUACACACCAAUCCGCGCCAAAAGGUGCAAAGUCUAUGUCCUAUCGCCCUCCGGGCGAUGUUUUCAUAGCUUUUGGCCUGAUUCAUAAGUUGAUCAUAUUCGACCGAGACAGACACGCGCUCCGCCUCUUCCAGACUCUCACCGAGACCUGCCAUAUCCCAGUAGAAGCCUUCGCAGAAGUGUAUCAUACGUCUGCAAAGGACAACAAUUUUGCGUUUGUAGUCAGGUCGACAUUGGUCAGAGCCUGUCUCCACUGGGGCUGGUACCACCGUGCACUCGACAUCGUGGUCACUGCCAUCCGGACUCAGGUUUCCACUGAUAUUGCACUCACUGAACUGGCGCUUAGCACGCUACACCUUGCUCUGCAUAACGCAUCUCCCAAUCAUUUCAAGCACUGUACAUGGCUUACACGACAUCUCAUCAAUUCCGCCGGCAGUGUUAUCGUCCCAGAUAGCAUGGUUCGCCUAUUCUACGACAAAGCCAUGCACUUGCAAGAUGGUCCAUCUGCGGAAAUUUUCUACAAGGAUACACAAUCCCCAAGAGUCAUUCGGAGGAAGAAGUAUCCUAUUCCACGAGGAUAUUCAUUGACGUGGCUCAUGAACCAUCUUACGAUCGCCAGCCGCAACGUACACCUGGCUCGGACAUUAGCCAAGCAAGUUGUCGACGAGAUGGAGCCAAUACCAGUGCAAGACCGGGCUCAUUUCAUUGCUCUCACCGCAUCCCAUGGUUUCUCCUCCUCCGCACGUACAUUGUGGGAGCGUUAUUCUGUCGGAAAGGAUCGCGAAGCGGUCCUUGGCAAUGCUUCCUUGAUGCUUCGCAUGGUCAGCAUCUUUUCCAAGCUCAUAUAUCGCACCAAGGCCGAGAUAGAGGAGCCGGCGUCAAGUCAAGACGAGGCUAGCCCGAGCACAGCUUCGACGCUCGACGAGCGGCAGAAGCUGUUGGAGCACUUGCUCCAGUUCGUCGAACUGGUCGUUGGUGCUUUUCGCAUGUCUAAAGGCUCUCUAGAGGAAACAUCUCAUUAUGAUCUGAGCACACUGGCUCGUGCCUACAUUACGCUUGGGCGUGUUUCCGAAGGUCUGGACAUGCUUAAAGUUCUACUUCAGCGCUAUGAAAUCCCGGACCUCUACGAUAUUAACAUCGCACUAUCUGCCAUGGCUGAGCUUCAUCCAAAAAAGGCGGUGGGCAUCCUGAAAAAGAUGGUUGAACGAGGUAUACGCCCUGAUGCAGUGACAUUUGGAACCAUUAUUCAUCAUGCCAUCCUUCAUGGCGAGAUGAGGCUCGCUGGCUACCUGAUUGGUCGUGCCAAAGAGCUUGGUUGCGAGGAGCUGUCAGCCAAAACCACUGCUUCGCUUAUAAGGGCGAGUGUAAACGCGGACGGGGCUCCCAAGUCGAUUUUGAAGGAGAAUCUGCAGCGCGCCUGGGAAAUCAUUCAAUCAGGGGACAUCUCGAGCGUCGUGCACACGCCCAACACCGGGAAAUACUGCAUUUUUGCGUCACUCCGCCUUGAUGACCCCGUGAUGGCGUUCAAGUUCUGGGAGACGCUGGUAAAGGAGAAGACUGAAUGGGGAGAUAGGAAACAGGUGUUUCAACGACGGCUUAUUGCCGAUAUGAUCCAACGACAUUGCCAAGAGGGUGCGCUGAGUCGGAGUCGUGGUCGACAGAUGCUUGCUCAGUUGAGGGAGAGGAGGGUGCCUACAUAAUGACAACGAGCAGCUCAAAUUGCAAGGAGUAGCCGGAAUGACUAUCUUCCUUGGAUAUCGCUGGCUGCCACGCGACCAGAUGGUCAUAAACACAUAGGAAGCGCGAAUGACCGUAGUACUGUUAAUACGAUAUUUGCGUGGGUGUUGUCAAGC